GAGGACUCGGCCAGAGUGUCCCCGGGGUUGCUAUGGAGACCGUACCCCCGCCGGGAGCGGAAGUGACGUAACGGAAAGAAGCGGCGGGCGCGGCCAUGGCGGACCCGUCGCUGCUCUCGGCCGAGCUGGAGGCGGACGAGGAGGAGGAGGCGGCGCUGCGGCGGCUGCUCCUGCAGGUGACCCCGGACCGAGAGGACGCCCCGCGGCCCGGCCCCGCCCGCGCCGUCACCCCGCAGCCGGGGCUGUGCGUGAAGACCCGCGCCGGGGAGGACAAAGUGUUCGUCAACGUUUGUCACUCGCCCGAGGUGCCGCCGCCCCCGCCCGUGUCCCCCCCGGGGCUCCAGAGGCUCCUGCGGGAGCCCCCCGGCCCCGACGGCGGAUUCCGGAUCCCCAUGAGCUUCGGGGAGCCCCACGCCGAGCUCGACCGAGCGGGCCGGGGCUGCACCGCGUACGACGUGGUGGUGAACUCGGGGUUCUUCAGGACGCUCCAGGCCGAUCCUCUGUACCUCGAGUUCUUCCUGACCGUGGCCAUGGAGGGGCUGUCGGAGAAGUACGGGGUGGAACUGGAGCUCACUGGCUGGCGGGUCCUGCGGAAUCGGAAAUUCCUGGGCUCCAUCUCGGCACAAAACAUCCGGGCCCGGCCCCGGCCCCACAUCCAGGAGCUCCCAGGCCCCCCAGAACCCCCCCAGUUCGUGGUGGUGGCUGAGCCCUCGGCCCAGGACCCGCAGGUGCUGCAGGCCCGCGUGCACCUGCCCCAGGUGGACGGGGCGGGGUCUCUGUGGCUCGGCCUGAGCGAGGAGCGGCUGCUGCUGUCCCGCCCGCCGCCGGGGGGCGCUGCCGCGGAGCGCGGGCCGGGUCCUCCCGCCCGCCAGGGGGCGCUGCUGGAGCUGGGGCUGCCCUUUCCCGCCGACCCCGCGCGGUGCCGCGCGCGCUUCCACCGCCGCUCCAAGGUUCUCACCGUGACGAUGCCGCUGCGGGCCUGAGGGACCGGGGACCCCUCCCCACACCGGGGACCCCUCCCCACGCACCGCGGGACCCCCGAGAGCUCCCAGGAUGGCUCUGAGCCCUCCCCAGGAUCGCCCCGGACCCUCCCGAGUAGCCCGGCCUGGGCCCGGCCUGGACUCUGCCUCAGGGACCCCCUUCAGGACCCUCUGACCACUUUGGGGUCUGCCCACGACCCUCCUGGACCCCCCAGGACCCUCCUGGACCCUCCU
Molecule: messenger RNA, 1214 nt
Organism: Catharus ustulatus (Swainson's thrush)
Lineage: Eukaryota; Metazoa; Chordata; Aves; Passeriformes; Turdidae
Gene: PIH1D1
Product: PIH1 domain containing 1
Exons: 10
Coding region: 96-983 (295 amino acids)
Biological process (GO): rRNA processing; box C/D snoRNP assembly
Cellular component (GO): ribonucleoprotein complex; cytoplasm; R2TP complex
Source: RefSeq, a predicted model, not a curated record